CGGCCCGCCCGCCCCCCGACGUCCGCCUUCGCCCCGGAAGUGGAAGUAGUGACUGAGGUCGGGGGGCGGAGUCGCUGCCUGGAGACGGCGGGAGCUCUUUCGCCAUGGCGGCCGGGCCGAUCUCCGAGCGGAACCAGGAUGCCACCGUGUACGUGGGGGGCCUGGACGAGAAGGUUAGCGAACCGCUGCUGUGGGAGCUGUUUCUCCAGGCCGGGCCGGUCGUUAACACCCACAUGCCCAAGGACAGGGUCACUGGUCAGCACCAAGGCUAUGGCUUCGUGGAAUUCUUGAGCGAGGAAGAUGCUGACUAUGCCAUUAAGAUCAUGAACAUGAUCAAACUCUAUGGGAAGCCAAUCCGGGUGAACAAAGCAUCAGCUCACAACAAAAACCUGGAUGUGGGGGCCAACAUUUUCAUUGGGAACCUGGACCCAGAGAUUGAUGAGAAGUUGCUUUAUGACACUUUCAGCGCCUUUGGGGUCAUUUUGCAAACGCCCAAGAUCAUGCGGGACCCUGACACAGGCAACUCCAAAGGUUAUGCCUUUAUUAAUUUUGCUUCGUUUGAUGCUUCGGACGCAGCGAUUGAAGCUAUGAAUGGGCAGUACCUCUGCAACCGCCCUAUCACUGUGUCCUAUGCCUUCAAGAAGGACUCCAAGGGUGAACGUCAUGGCUCAGCAGCCGAGCGACUUCUGGCAGCCCAGAACCCACUCUCCCAGGCUGAUCGCCCUCAUCAGCUGUUUGCAGAUGCACCACCUCCACCCUCUGCCCCCAAUCCUGUAGUAUCAUCAUUGGGAACUGGGCUUCCUCCACCAGGCAUGCCUCCUCCUGGCUCCUUCCCACCCCCAGUGCCGCCUCCUGGAGCCCUUCCACCUGGGAUUCCCCCAGCCAUGCCCCCACCACCUAUGCCUCCUGGGGCUGGAGGACAUGGGCCUCCUUCAGCAGGAACCCCGGGGGCUGGACAUCCUGGACACGGACACUCACAUCCUCACCCAUUUCCACCGGGUGGGAUGCCCCAUCCAGGCAUGUCUCAGAUGCAGCUGGCCCACCAUGGCCCUCAUGGCUUAGGACACCCCCAUGCUGGGCCCCCAGGAUCUGGGGGGCAGCCCCCACCACGACCACCACCUGGCAUGCCUCAUCCCGGACCUCCUCCAAUGGGCAUGCCUCCCCGAGGGCCUCCGUUUGGAUCUCCCAUGGGUCACCCAGGUCCUAUGCCUCCCCAUGGUAUGCGUGGACCUCCUCCACUGAUGCCUCCUCAUGGAUACACUGGCCCUCCACGACCCCCACCCUAUGGCUACCAAAGGGGGCCCCUCCCUCCACCCAGACCCACUCCCCGGCCUCCAGUUCCCCCUCGUGGCCCACUUCGAGGCCCCCUCCCUCAGUAAUUUCUCAUGCUCUUUCCUCUUGUUUUAUUUCCCCAAUAUCUUUUCAAUUCCUUGGACCAAUCAGAGUUGCUGUAGUUUCUUGGGGUUAAGGCCUUGAUCCCUUUUUUUUUUUUAAGAUUUUUUUACUGAAUUUUAGAGGGAAGGGAGAGUAAUAGAGGGAGAGAAACAUUGAUAUGAGAGCAAAACAUUGAUUGGCUGCCUCCUGCAUGCCCCCUACUGGGGAUAAGCUGGCAACUCGGGCAUGUGCCCUGACCCAAAAUAUAGCCAGCAGUCUUUCCGUGCACGGGACGAUGCCCAACCAACUGAGCCACACCGGCCAGGGCCCAUAGGCCUUUUUUUAAAGUGUAAUUUUUUAAAACAGGAAGUUUUUUCUAUGUUGGUCCCAAGUGUUUUGCAGAUGUACAGAGAAAAUAAAGGUAAAUUCCUUGUUUA
Messenger RNA from Myotis daubentonii (Daubenton's bat), 1811 nucleotides. It is a transcript of the gene SF3B4, whose product is annotated as splicing factor 3b subunit 4. Gene Ontology annotation, molecular function: RNA binding. Lineage: Eukaryota; Metazoa; Chordata; Mammalia; Chiroptera; Vespertilionidae. The record is from RefSeq and is a predicted model, not a curated record. Gene Ontology annotation, cellular component: nucleolus; precatalytic spliceosome; U2 snRNP. Gene Ontology annotation, biological process: positive regulation of mRNA splicing, via spliceosome.